AUGGCUCUUCAGGAGGUCGCAAGUUUUGAACAUGUCGAGACGGAAUCUGUGAAUCCAACCAUUCAAAUAUUAAAUCCUCAAAAUGCUGCCGAAUAUAUGAGAAAGGCUCAAGCUGAACCUGGCUUUUUUAAGUUAAUAUGUGAAACAUUUACAAUAACUCAUACAUUCACGAAAGGUGUCACAGUCAACGAACUCGAUGCUUUAAUUAAUCGAAUUUCUGAUCUUCACAAACGAAAAUUGUUUCAACAGAUUCGAUGUCUAGCUGAUAAACAAGAUGACCAAAGUACUUUAUUGGCCACAACUGACGUUGAACACAGAAUGCGAAAAUCAUGGAUUGCUCGUGGUGAAUAUAAGAAUGGCAAAUUUGAUAUACUAACAGUUUUUGCCACACAAAUGAAAAAGCUUGAUGUAGCCAAGGUAUUAGCGACUGGUACCGGAGCGUUAGCACUUGCCACUAUUGGUUUCGUAGUUAAUCCAUUGGUAGGGACAAGUGUUCUAGCAGCUGCUAGCAUGGCACUAUCCGCAAUAGGUGUAAAAAACUAUGCAGAUUAUUGUGAAUGUCCGGCUGAUGUUAUUUAUGGGCCGGUUUUCGAAUAUCUGCGUGAGCAAAACGUUUUAGAUAUUUCACAGAUCUCUGAUUAA
Molecule: messenger RNA, 642 nt
Organism: Adineta ricciae
Lineage: Eukaryota; Metazoa; Rotifera; Eurotatoria; Adinetida; Adinetidae
Source: the annotation of a GenBank genome assembly